Talpa occidentalis (Iberian mole) is the source of this 1217-nucleotide messenger RNA. RefSeq names its product olfactory receptor 7A17-like. Gene Ontology annotation, cellular component: membrane. The transcript has 4 exons. The record is from RefSeq and is a predicted model, not a curated record. NCBI's taxonomy places the organism in Eukaryota, Metazoa, Chordata, Mammalia, Eulipotyphla, Talpidae. The coding region runs from base 1 to 1206 and encodes 401 amino acids. Gene Ontology annotation, molecular function: olfactory receptor activity; G protein-coupled receptor activity. Gene Ontology annotation, biological process: G protein-coupled receptor signaling pathway.
AUGACGAUGGUGACCUGUGAGGACGGUGAUGCCCAGUGUCAGGAGUGGGCAGUGCCCCCUGCUGCCAGCGGGACCAGCCCUUGGCGCCCUCCUGAGAUCCUGUCUGUGACACAGCCCAGAUCCCUCCUCAAGCGUCCAGGAGGGACUCAGACGCUCCAUGGAGAAGCCCCCCUCACAGCCCCCACCCAGGUAAGAAUGGGUAAUUCUUUGCAGCAUCAAGAAAAUUUGGGUCAUGACAGCCUUGAAAAUUUCAGGCUCACCAGCGACCUGGCGCCAGGAAACCAAACCCACGCCACAGCGUUCACCCUCCUGGGGCUCUCAGAAGAGGCUUCGCUGCAGCCCCUCCUCUUCUGGGCAUUCUUGGCCAUGUACUUGGUCACGGUCACUGGGAAUCUCCUCAUCAUCCUGGCCAUCGUCACGGACCCCCACCUGCACACCCCCAUGUACUUCUUCCUUGCCAACCUGUCCUUUGCCGACGUUGGCUUCACCUCCACCACCGUCCCCAAGAUGCUGCUGAACAUCCAGACACAGAACAAAGCCAUAACCUACGCGGGCUGUCUCAGCCAGGUGUUUUUCUACUUACUCUUUGGAGGACUGGACACCUUCCUCCUGACAGCCAUGGCCUAUGACCGUUUUGUGGCCAUCUGCCAUCCCCUGCACUACAUGGUCAUCAUGAACCCCCAGUUCUGUGGCCUCCUGCUUCUUGCAUCCUGGGUGUUAAGUCUUCUACAAUCUCUGUUACACAGCUUACUGGUUUUGCGACUGUCCUUUUGCUCACAGCUGCAAAUCCCUCACUUCUUCUGUGACCUGGACCAGGUGAUCCAGCUUGCCUGUUCUGACACCUUCCUCAAUGAGCUGGUGAUAUAUUUAGCAGCGGGGACUGUGGCGAUGAUUCCUCUCAGUGGCAUCCUUUUCUCCUACUCUAAGAUUGUGUCCUCUGUUUUGAAAAUCUCCUCAGCGAGCGGCAGGUACAAAGCCUUCUCCACCUGCGGGUCUCACCUCUCCAUGGUCUCCCUGUUCUACGGGACGGCGCUAGGCGUGUACCUCAGCUCCGCUGCUACCCAGGACUCCAGGGACAGUGCAACAGCCUCAGUGAUGUACAUGGUGGUCACCCCCAUGCUGAACCCCUUCAUCUACAGUCUCAGAAACAAAGACAUAAAGCAGGCCCUAGUGAGGCUCUUCAGCUGCAGAGCAACCCCAACGUGAAGGGGGCCGCU